Molecule: messenger RNA, 11322 nt
Organism: Episyrphus balteatus (marmalade hoverfly)
Lineage: Eukaryota; Metazoa; Arthropoda; Insecta; Diptera; Syrphidae
Product: trichohyalin
Exons: 12
Coding region: 794-10531 (3245 amino acids)
Source: RefSeq, a predicted model, not a curated record
AAACAAAACAAACAAAAAAAAAAAAAAUACACAAAGCCUACUCUAGCCUAAGCCUAAUCUUUUUUAUUGUGUGACCAACCAAUAUAGCAAAACAAAGAACCCAAUAAACGCUGCGCUGCCACCCAUGUGAAAGAGUUCGGAAUUUCGUUAACCGUCAUCGGCGAUAUCAAUUUUGAAAUUUUUGUUUUUUUUUCUGAUCCCUUGUCUCGACGGAUUUGUGACUCAUUGAAUCAGCGUGUGGCGCAAUCGGUCUGUGUCCAAAAAUAAAAAAAUAAAAUGGACCAACUGUGCGGCUUCUCCAAGUCGACAACAACGAAAUAAAUGUACUUUGGCUGGUACCCCUGAGCCCUGAGCCACUUUUGACUCAAUCCAAACGUCAAACACAUUUUAAGUGACUGCGUUACUAUUACCAUCAUCAUCACCAUUUUGCCGGACACUAACCGCACCGGCUGGCUGACUGACUGUCUUGACCCUAAUCGGAUUACGGAAUUAAAUAAGAAUUUCGGUUAUUUUUUGAAGGUCUCGGCUUUUUUUUUCGGAUGCCAAAAUUCCCAAACAAAGAUACAUUUUUUUUUUUAAUGAAUCUUUAUUAACCGGGUACAAGUCAAGGCAUCUUUCAAUUUUGUGUGUGAUAUAUCUUUCAUGAAAGUGACUCAUACAAAUUUUUUUUAAUAAUAAUUCAUCUCCAUUUCAAAUUGUGUUUGAUCAAUAUAUUUCAAAUUCAUAAUCGAUUAACUUUUUUUUAUAAAUAGUGAUUUAUUGUUUAAAAAGAAAUAAAAACCGUUACAUAAUAAUGGCGGCAACAAUUCAAACACAACCCACGCAACAACAGCCAGCGUUAUUGAACACGAAUAACAACAACAACAAUAAAUCGACAAAUCCACAAUUGAAAAGGAUCGUUUAUUCAAAAUAUCGAGAAUUGUUGGGCUCGUACAAUGAUAAGGCAAAUGCGAUUAUUGAUUCCUUACCGGCUUAUAUGGUUAAGGAGGAUCGAGGAUUUCAUUUCGAUCCCCAAAUUAUUGACGCUGUUGAUAAUGUUGUAUAUGGCACACCCCCAGCUCCACCACCUUUAUCUGCCGGCUCAUUACCAUCACAGAGGCUGUCAACACAAAUACCACAAUAUAAUGUUGCAGAGGCACCGGCGUGCGUUCAAAACGCCAUGAUGACAAAAGACAAGAAGCCCUUCACCUAUACCCCCGGUGGUAUUGACUUGUCACAGAUCAAGAGCCAGCGAAUGGCCAAGAGAUUGGCACGAAAUGCCCAAAGUGAAGGCACAACAGGCCAACAACAGAUGCAUCGGCCCACACAAUUGCCAUCACAGCAACAGCACCAAAGUAAUGGCGGUACAGCGCCAGCUGCUGCACAAUUGGGUGCCACAGCAAUGGGUAUGCCAUUCCAAGUGCUGCCAACUGGUCCACCACCUCCACCACCACAGCCCGGCAAAGUUGGGGCACCACCUCCACCACCACCAGCACCUGCAGCACCACAAAAUAAAUUAGCUCCACAAUCAAAUGGAAGUGCACCACGCAGAUCCCCAACUCCACAAAAUUUCGAACCACCACCCAUGGGCUUUCGGCCAGAGAUCAAAAUUCCACCCAAUCCAAUGGCCAGUUUGAAGAAAGUACCACCACCACAGGAGAAGAACAACUUCUGGAUGGAAGAGUAUCGUAAGGAACGUUCGAAAAGUCCCAUGGUUGGUAAUGACGAAAACGAUAACAACUACAGAUCUUCACCACCGAAUAACCCAAAACCUGAAACGAAUCAGUACUCAUACAACAACAAUAAUAAUAAUCAACAACAAAAUGACUAUCAACAGCCCCAACAGAAUCAAUAUCGCGCUCCACAAUCACCACAAGCAAUGCGUCAACAACAACAAGAAUUUUAUAAUCAAAAUCAACCAAGUCCACCAAGAACUCCAGUACAACAGAAACGCAUCGAAAGCCCAUAUCAAACUCAACAAUACUCACAACAACAACAAUCACCAACAAUUCAGAGACAAACUUCACAGUAUGCCCCGCCGCCAUCACCACAAUAUCAACAACAACAACAACAAAAUUCACCACAACAAUCACCAACGAUCCAACGACAACAAUCACAAUCACAACAACAAUAUCAAAACUCUCCACAGCAUUCUCCACAAAUUCAACGACAACAAUCUAUUCCGACGCAACCACAACAACAAUAUCAUCAAAAUUCACCACAACAACAAUCACCAUCAAUUCAACGACAACAAACUGUCCCACAAUCACAAUAUCAAAGCCCAACUUCGCCUCAAUAUCAACAACAACAAAAACAACAAACAUCACCAACACAACAACAAUCAGUGCCAUGGCGUCAACAGAAACAAGUUCCAUUGGGAAUUCAAAAUAAUGUUUCGCGACCAAGAGACGUUAUGAGUCCAGCACCAGCCGAAUCACCUAGACCACAACUCCAACAACAACAAUAUCCAUCUUAUUUGAGAUCUCGUGAAGCACUUAGCCCAGCUCCCGAACAACAACAACAACAAUCACCUCAAUUGUCACAGCCAUAUCAGCAAAAGAAUGCUCAAGUGGGAUCAAUUUAUAUUCCUCCAGUUGUUAAUCAACAACAACAGCAAUAUUCACCUUAUCAAGAUUCACAAGGUUCUAGACAACAACCAUUACAACAACAACAACAAACUCCAAGACAAGCUCCAACUAAUCGAUGGAUGAAUGCCCAAGGCCAACCGGUGGAAAAUCAAACACUAAGUCGCAUUAAAUCACCACCGCCACCACCAACAUCAUCAACUCCUGUUUCAAGUAAUGGAUUUGCAGGAAGUCAUAAUAAUGCAGGCUUGAGAUUGCAAAUUAAUACUAAUACAUCAAGUUCUAAUGGAAAGGAAAGAAUAAUUCCAAUUCAAUUGGAACAAACACCAACUCCAACACGUACACCAUCAGCAGCACCAGGUUUUGGGCCACAACCUUUUUAUAACAGUGCUCAGCAGCAGCAAUAUAGUAGCGUACCAUCUCCACCUAUGAAUCAGGGGACACCAAAUAAUGGACAAAAUUCACCAAAUUACGUUAUUCGUUCGCCAAAUCAAUUUGUGGAUCAAGGCUACAAUCAAUAUACAGGAGUUCAAGAUCAUCCUUCUCGGGUGACAUCACCGCCAAUGCAACAACAACAACAACAACAAUCGAGAAUUAUUCAACAAACAAGUACCUCUGGCGGUAUCAAGACACGCAUUAUACCAAUUGCUGUUGAAUCCGAACCAGAUGGACCACUCAAUCCGAACAAUGCACGUGGACCCAUUUCUCAGCAACCGAUUGUUAUUCAAAAUGAAAACUAUAACCUGUUUGUUCAUGACUGCCCUCUAGAAGCUGAAUUACAAUUUCGAAAACAUCGCCUCAGUGAUCCACGCAAUCAAAAUACAUGGGGUAACGGCGGUGGCAGUGCAACUCCAACCCAAUCGAAGUCAUUUAGAAUUUUGCAAAAAAUCACCGAUACCUCAGAUGAUAGUGCUUUAGAAAAUAAAGCUAUCGAUUCUGAUGGCGGAAGUGUUAGUGGCAGUCAAGAACAUGAGCCACAAUUACAAAGACCAUCUUUUGCUAGACAAAUGACAUCAACUGGUCAAAUAAAUAGUCCAAAUAAUGUGGAACAAAUGAAACGAAUGCAGUUAAAUAACGAACAACAGGUUUAUGCAAAUCGGGCCAGGAAUCAAGAGGAUGAUAAAGAUAAAAAUUUGGAAAAAUCAGCUAAUGGUGAAGAAGAUCCUCGUUAUCGUGGACCUUCAAAUCCUUCGAAAACUUUUAAGAAAUUACAAGGUGCUGUUGAACGUUGUUCACCAAGCAGAACCGAUCAAAACGGCACUCCUCCUGUUAUGAAACAACCUCAACCCAAUAGGUACGUCAGUCAAAGACCAGUUUAUAGCCCAGAUGAACAUUCUCAACAAUAUGUUCAUCCAAGCGAACAACAAGUACCAGAACCGAAAAUCUAUACUGGAAGUGCAAUACCAAGUCGAUCUUUUAAAAUUCUACAAGCUAUGACAACACCAGAGAAUGCUGCCGAGAGUGAUGGCUCGGAUGUUGUUGAAUCAGAUACAUCAAUAAGUGAAUGUCCUUGUCAACAACAGCAACAGCCUCCACCACCAUCCUAUCCAUAUCCCUAUCCUUAUUUACCGCCAUGUUGUGCUCAUACACCACCACCACCUCCAACACAAGCACAACAACAACAACCACCAUCAACUUCCUCAUCUGGCGGUGAUGUUAAUAAUUGGCAAUAUCCCACACCUUAUCAUCCUCAUCCUCAUCCACAUCAUCAUCAUCACCAUCCACAUCAUCAUCCUUAUGCCCAACAUCAUCCACAUCAUCAACAUCAUCCACAUCCACAUCAACACCCUGCAUAUCCAUAUCCCCCUCCAUGUCCAUGUUAUUACUAUAACUUCCCACCCAAUGGUUAUGAUUCGCAAAAUUGUAGUUCGCGUAGUUCGUUGAGUUCUCGUAGUUCGUACAGCAGGGGCAGGUCUCAGUCACAGGAUCUACCGAACAUCAUCAUUACCCCAAGUACUGAUGAUGUUCCACAAGAAAUCCAAAAUGGCGGCAAAGAAAUGCCACGAAAUCAAAGAGAAGGAUCAGUGAUUGAUAUUCUAUCACAAAAACUUAGUGAAAUCUCAAAACCUGGAAGCGACAAAGACCUUAAUAAGACUCAAGGGAAUGAUAAGAAAUAUAACGGCGAUAAGGAUAAAGAGCUUAAAAGUUCAUCUUCCACAGUUAAAUCUGAGAAUGAGAAUGAUAAAGUAUCUUCCGAAGAUAGUUCUGAUGAUCUGAUGUCAUCUUCAUCUGAUCCGACAAGUUCUAGUUCGGAAGAGUGUAUUGAAGAACGGUCAAAUGAUGGUCUUCAAGCCAUUCGAUCAGUAUCAAAUAUACAGUUUUACAACAACAAGAAGAUUAGGGCUGAAUCUGAAGAUGACGAUCGUACAAUUGCUGGUGACGAAAGUAUGGUAUUUGAUGAAGAAGAAGAGGAAGAAAUUAUCGGUGAAGAACUUGAAUAUGAUGAAGAAGAAGUUUUAAUUGAAGAAAUCGAUUCAGAAGAAGGUGAAGAAGAAGAAGAAGAAGAAGAGGUCUACGAAGAAGAUGAUAUUAUCAUAAUGGACGAUCUGAGUGUGAUUUAUGAAGAAAAUGAAGCAGAUUUGAUCAGUCCUAGACCUUCUAGUCGUAUCAGUUCGAGUGUAAGUGAAACAUCUACUUUAGCAAAUGAUGAAUGUGAAGAAGAAGCAGCAGCAGAAGAAAUAUCUAUCAAAAAAGAAGACGAUGAAGAAGAUAACUCAAAUUCUGUAACUGUUCGUUUGCCAUUGAAAUUUUCAUUUAGUCGUUCGUCAAAUGAUGAAAAUAUUGCAACAGUUGAAGUUGGUAAUAGUCAGAUUGAAGAUAGGGGAAGAUCAUUUAGUAUUGCAUCAGUUGAUGUAGAACCUGAAACAGCUGAUUAUGAAACUGAUUCACAAGAUUGUGAUGUAAGUGUUACGAUAAGUUUGAGUCGUUCAAGUGAGUCGGUGGAUAAAAAAUUCUUAAGUCCAUCUCCAAUAUCACAUAUAGCUGCAGAAGUAAUUAAAGAAGAAGCAAAAGAAGAAGAAGCAAACAACGUGAUCGAAUCUGAAGAUGAAGAUGUUUCGGUUUCAUUUUCGUUACCAAUGAGGAACAAAUUUAUGGAUCAAACUUGGAGUGGUGAUCUUACAAAUAAUAUUUCUAUGAUUGAAGAGAAGACAAGUGAAGAUAACAAUGGAAAAGAAGAAGAAGAUAAAGAAACAGCAGUAGAAACUUGGAGAAAAAAUAAUAGUAUAUUUGAAGAAAGCGAUGAAAAGAAAUCAAUUGAAAAAACCAGCAGCAGCACAAGUGAAGAUAAGAACAAACAAGAUGAAGAUAACUCAAAUAAAUCUUCAAUAGAAAAUCAAAAUGAAGAUGAAGAUGAGGAAGAAGAUGACGAAGAAGAAGAAGAUGAAGCUGAUUCAAAAUCAGAGGAAGAACUAGACUUUUGGGCAACAUUACAAGCGACAAGAAAAGAAGCACAGAUGUUCCUUGAAAAAACUGCAGGUUAUUGGGGCAAGUCAGUCGAUGGUAAAGAAAAACCUGAACCAUCUUCAAAUGAGAUUUCAAAUCAAAAAGAUGAAGAAAAAGAUGAAGAUUUCUGGACAAAUAUUCGUGUUAAAAAAGAAGAACCACAAGAAAAGAAGGAAACUAAACCCAAAUUAAAGAAGAAGAAGAAAAUUAUUAAGAAGGUUAAAGUAAAAGAACCAGAGCCAGAACCUGAACCUGAAAUUAAAUUGACAAUUAUAAAACCUCCAAACGCUAAUAAUAAAUCAAAAGUUGUUGAAUCUGCUAUACAAAUGAUUCAAGAAAAAACGAAGAAACCAAAGAAAUUGGUCAAACAAGUUAGUAAAGAAGAAGUUAAAGCUACAAAAACAGUGCUGGAAAAUGAGAUUGUUCAAAUUACUAAAGUAGUUGAAGAAGAGAAGAAAAUUAUUGAAGAAGCAAAAAUUCGAAGAGCAUCGCUAUGUAAGGCUAAAUCAAUUGAUGAACCAAAAAUUGAAGAAGUUGUUGUUGAAGAAAAAAAUGAAGAAGAAGAUAAAAAGAGUAAAUAUGUUAGAGAGAAAGCCGAAUUGAAGACACAAAUUUUGAAUCAGAAAUUCGCUAAGGCUUUUGUGAUUCCAAAUAAGCCUCCACUAAUGAAGGGAGUUUUAAGUGAAGUACAGUGUGAAGAACAGAUAACGAAAACCUUAAUUAUUAAUGAAGUGAAGAAAAGUGAAGCAUCGAUCUCAAAUCGUACUGAAGAGCUUGUUAAAGCAAAGGUGGCUGUAUCAAAUGAAGCAUCGAUCUCAAGUAAUGUUACCAAAAUUGAAGAAAGAAAGAAUAGCAUACCAAUGUUGCUUGUUUCUCAUGAUAUGGAAGAAAAUUCAGCUAAUACAAAUGUGAUAGAAGAACCAAAGAAACUGGUGAAGAAGAAAAUUACAAAAACGAAGACAGUUGAAGAAGAAAGCGAUGGAAAUUCGUUGAAACCACCAACGAAAAAAAUUGUGAAAAAAUCUACCAAAGAACCAAAGAAAAUCAAAAAGAAGAAAGAAGAUACCAAUUUGGAAACGGAGAAAAAUGAAGAACCAAAAGAAACUGAAGAUAAAAAUAUUGUUUCAAAGAAAUCAUCUUUAGAAAUUGAAAAAGAAAAAACUAAAAUAAAAGAAGAAGACAAAAUUGAAAAGAAAACUGAAUCUUCAACUAUUGUUGAAGGCAAACCUGUAAAAACUGAAGAAACUGAAGAACCCGACUUUUGGGCAGAAAUUGAAUAUUCAAAAAGCAAAGAUAAUCUACGAAAAAUGCAAGAAGAAGAAAAACCAAUGGCAACCGAUCCUUGGGCAAAUGUUAAAACUCCAAAAGAAAGUGAAGAACCAGUCUCUAAGACCAAAGAAACCGAUUUCUGGGCUGAAAUUGAUGAAACUGUCACAGCUAAGAAUUUACCCAAACUAAAAUCUCUAGAUAAAGAACCAGACUUUUGGGCUGACAUUGAUUUGGUUAAAUCUAAAACAGAACAAACUACAAAGUCGCAAACUUUGGUUGAGUCUUCCAAGGUCAAGACUCAACAGAAAGUAUUAGCGGAACAACUUCAAACUUUGGAAUGGUUCAAUAUUGAAUCAUUUGUGGCUAAGCAUGUACAGAACACUGAAAUACAAACACCAAUUGUAAUGAAUGGAUAUUGUAACUACUGGGAAGAAAAAAUUGAAAAGCCAGUGAUGAAGAAAGAAGAUAGCCAAGAAACUGAUUUUUGGCUUGAAAUUGAAUCAAACAAAGUGAAGAAGGAAUUAAAAACAGAUGAAUCUUCAGUUACAAAAAUAAAAUCAAUAGAAAUUCAAGAGCUGAAACCUAAGAAAAAGUUGAAGAAAUCCAUUUCAGCUACAGAAACUGAAACAGAAAUAGAAUCAACCAAGUCCAAAACGAAGAAGAAGAGUUCUAUAUCUAAAGAUGAUGAAUCUUCCAAAAAAUCUGAUAGUGAUCUUCCAUUAAAGAUAAAGAAGAAAACUUCCAUACCCAUGGAAGAUUCAACAGAUGUCAAACCAAAAACCAAGAAGAAGAUUUCAACGCCCGAUGAAGAAUCAACAAAGCUAGAUAUUGAAGCAUCAUUGAAGAUUAAAACAAAAAAGAAGUCAAAAACUAGUGAAGAUAUUGAUAAUGGUGAAAAACGUUCAUCAAUCAAAUCAAAAACUAAGAGAAAACCCUCCGUAACAUCUGAAGAUGAAACAACCUUAUGGGCUUCUUCCAAGUCAAAAUCUUCUUCAAAAACAUGUAAUCUUCAAGUCUACAGUGAUUAUGAUAUUGAAUUGAUUCAUGCCGAUCCAGAGCCAAUAUUUUAUCCCAUACACUCAGAACCAGAAACAGGUAUUAGCUUUUGGGCAACAGUUAGUUAUGCUGAAGAAGAGAUCUUAGAAGAAAAAGAAAUCGAUAUUUGGGCAGAUAGGGAGGCUGAAGGUAAUUCAGAAAUUGAUACUGGUAAAAUAGAUUUUUGGGUAACUCAAAGAAAAUUCCAAGCAAACAGUAAUUUCGUUAAAGAUAAAACACCAUCGAAGAUCAAUCGUCAGACUGAAGAAAAUGAUUUCUGGGCUGAAACGAAAAAUAGUAAUUUUGUUGAAGAUAGAACACCAGUGGUUAUCGAAGAACCAGCUGAAGAAAUUGAUUUCUGGGCCAAACCCGAAAGAAAAUGUGAAGAAACUAAUUAUUUUGUUGUAGAUAGAAUGCCACUAAAGAAUGAAGAACCAGCUGAAGAAACUAAUUUCUGGCCCAAGCCUCAAAGAAGAUUCGAAGACUAUACGCAACAGGAAAACAUUGAAGAACAAACUGAAAAUCAAGAUUUCUGGUCUAAAACUAGAAAAUUCGAAUCGAAGAGUAAUUUUAUUGAAGACCAAACAACACAGAUGAUCGAACAACCAACUGAAGAAGUUGAUUUCUGGGCUGAAAUUAAAGGGCCUGAUGCAACUAAUGAAGAACCAUCUCAAAUUGAUGAAUGUGAACUUAAACGAAAUAAUUAUAAAAAAGCAAUGGCAUUCUUCACCAAUACUGUAAAUGUUGAGAAGAAAAAAGAACCUAGAAAAUUUGUUCCACUGACAGAUGAAGAACCACCAUCGUGGUCAUGGAGAGCUUCCGAAGAGCCUGAAUGGCAAGUUCCUGAACAACGUCAAACAAACAAAGAAGAAGAAGUACUUCUAAUUGUUGAAGAUAAUGAAACAACAGAAGAUGAGCCAGAAACUUUAGUAGAAAAUCAUCACUAUACAAUUGAAGAUACUCGUAGCUAUAAUCAUCAUCAACAUGAACAACAACAAAAUGAAGAAGAAGAAUCACAAAGUUCAGAAAGUAUAAGUGACUCGACACCAAAUCACUUCCAAAUUGAACAUCUUUAUCCAAAACCUGAGCCAGAACCUUUCAAACCAAAAGAAAAGUCAAAUGAAUCGGUGAGUAAUCAAGCUUCUGAAGAAUCGAAGAUCUCGGUAAAAGAUCGAAUCUUCGCUUUUGAAACUGGUACAGUUGAUCCACCAGCAUCAUCAUCAUCAACUAAAGCAGCUAAAACGACUUCCCUAAGUGUCGAUAAUACAUCUCCAAAUCUAAGUCGAAAUAGCUCUCAACGAUCUGAGUCAGAAAUCGAAGAAGACGACUCUGGAGUUACCGACAUGAAUAAACCACUUUCCGAAACUGAUACAGAAUCUGAAAGUUUCCCUGAACUCCGCAAAAUGUCCCCCUAUCAACGUGCUUCCACACAUUCCAGGCUUUUUAAGCUUCUUCAAGAUGAUGAAGAUGUUAUCGAAGAAGAGCGAGAACCCGGUGACACAGAAACUCUCGAAGCUGAAUUCAAUUUCAAACCUCGCAAGAAAAUCAUCCACAAUGUUUCGAUAACACGAAAACAAAAUCCCAAAGCUUUGCAAGAAGCUGAAACUGUUUCUCAACGUCGACAAAGACUCUCGCUGCCGCUAAGAAAAAAUCAAAGUAUCGAUGCGGAUAAUCCAUCUUCACCAAAUUCUCCAGCUUCACCAAUACAUGGUCAACAAUCUCAGCCAAUUAGUGAUAAACUUGUCAAUGAACUUAUUCAAAGUUUGCUUUUGAAAAAGAGUAGCUCUACGUUGAAGAAUCUUCCUAUGGAAAAGCUUCAAGCUGCUGCCAAAAGGGUUUUGGAAGAAGAACUUGAUUCUUUGGACAAUACCUCGCUGGAUUCUACACCUGCUUUAACACCUCAAGAAUUCAAAAAUGAAUCGUAUGCUGAUUACUAUGAUACAUGGAAUUCCUCAAAAAUCGAUUCAGAUAGUUCAGCGACAAAUGGAAGUUUUGAAAUAUUGCCAUCGAAGGCGUUCAAAGUUUUACAAGAAACUGCUGGUUCGGUGAAGAGAAAACCCUGGUCGGUGCGGUGUCCUCGGGUUUUGAGUUCAAAAACUGUGAAUAGAGAUCUGGCCCGCGUUACUGAAUCACCAGAAAUUGUCAGCCGAUGUAGUCGAUCACCUGAAAUGUUUAGCUCGGAUAGAGCAAGUUCAGUUGGUAGAUGGAAAAAGGUUUAACAGGCAAUAUUGUUUAUAUAAGAAGAAAUUAUAAGAAACAAAAAUUCUAUGACUGAUGGACCUGUGAAAGUCCCUUUCCGAUGCAUUUAUUUGUAGGCCAGUUAGAUUGGUUGUAAAUUUUUUUGUUUGUUUGCAAAAAAAAAUCCUAAAGGUUGCCAUCCCUCUAAAUAGACAAACAAGAUAAGUCUUCAAGAAACUAUUAAAAAAAAAAAAAACGAUCUCUUUUGGUUUGCUAAAAAAUUGGCAGUUUUCUUAAAUCUAAUUUCUGAAAUCUGAUCCUUAAAGACUGAUCAGAUAUAUAAAUUAUUUGUUGUUUUUUUUUUGUAUAAAAGUGAAAUAUUAUAAAUUUUUCAUUGAAAUUUAGGAUCUACAAACAAAAUUAUUAUUCAUUUGGGCUAGAAAAUUGAAUUUUCAGCAAUCCAGGUAGGUCAAAAACACCAUUUUUGACGUUUGAAAAAAUGAAGCGAAUCAUUUUAAUAUUUAAAAAUAAGAUGCUGAUUACUAGAAAAACAAUGUAUUCAGUUGAAAAAGAGAUUUUUUUAACUCUUUUUAAAUUCAUAAUUUUAUUUUAUAAGCAAAUCAUUAAGUUUAAAAAUAUUAACAAAUUCGAAAAUUCUUAAUUGAGAACACACUUUUGCAUUGUUCAAGAUAAAACUUCAACAUUAAUUCGAUACUUAUAUCAGAACAUCCACUUUUAAAUGACUCCCAUUAAUAAAAAAAAAAUAGCAACAAAAGAAUAUGCCAACAACAACAAAAAUGAAACAUUAAACAAAUUAAAACAAAAAAAAAAA